AUGAAACUACAAUGGUUUCUAAUUUUGAUUUUACUAUCUUUCACUUUUUUUAGCACAAUUUUAUGUGCAAAUUCCAAUUUACAGCAACAUUUUGACACUGGAGGCUUAAGUAGAGGAAGUUUUCCAGGAGGAUUCUUAUUUGGAGCAAUGACAUCAAGAUACCAAGUGGAAGGAAUGGCUAGCGAAGAUGGUAGAGGGCCUAGCAUAUGGGAUGCAUUUGUUAACACUCCAGGACAUAUUGCAAAUAAUGAGACUGGUGAAGUUUCUAUUGAUCAAUACCAUCGCUAUAAGGAAGAUGUUGAUUUGAUGCAGAUGUUGAAUUUUGAUGCCUAUCGAUUUUCAAUCUCGUGGUCGAGAAUUUUUCCAAAUGGGACAGGAGAGGUAAACUGGAAAGGAGUUGACUACUAUAAUAGAUUGAUUGACUAUUUGCUAGAAAAAGGAAUCACUCCACAUGCGAAUUUGUACCACUAUGAUUUGCCACUAGCACUUCAGGAAAAAUAUUUAGGUUUGCUAGACAGACAAAUUAUCCAGGAUUUUGCUGAUUAUGCAGAGUUUUGUUUCAAGACAUUUGGUGAUAGAGUAAAGACUUGGAUGACUUUCAAUGAACCGAGAGUGGUUGCUGCUCUUGGUUUUGACAAUGGCAUCAACCCUCCUAAUAGAUGUUCAAAGAAAUUUGGAAAUUGCACUGAUGGAAACUCUGCCACCGAGCCUUAUAUUGCAGCACAUCAUUUGGUUUUAAGUCAUGCUGAAGCUGUUAAAAGAUAUCGUGAAAAAUAUCAAGCUAAACAAAAUGGAAGAAUAGGUAUUUUCUUGGAUUUUGUUUGGUACGAACCUCUAACAAGAUCUAAAGCUGACAAUUAUGCUGCACAACGAGCAAGAGACUUUCAUAUUGGAUGGUUUUUGCACCCUCUAGUUUAUGGAAAAUAUCCAAGGACAAUGCAAAAAAUUGUAAGAGAAAGGCUUCCAAAAUUCACCAAAAGUGAAGUGGAGAAAGUGAAAAACUCAUUUGAUGUUCUUUGUCUGAACCAUUAUACUUCGUACUACAUAUACGAACCGCAUCAACCUCCAUCUAAUGUGACUGGUUACCAACAAGAUUGGAAUGCUGGGUUUGCUUAUGAACGCAAUGGUGUGCCAAUCGGUCGCCGGGCUCACUCCGAAUGGUUAUAUGAAGUUCCAUGGGGUAUGUACAAAGCAGUCACAUAUGUAAAAAAACGUUAUGGAAGCCCUAAUAUAAUUCUCUCUGAAAAUGGAAUGGAUGAUCCCGGCAAUCUCACAUUUCCUGAAUCGUUAUAUGACAUUAAUAGAGUAAGCUUUUAUAGAAGCUACUUGAAGGAAUUGAAAAGAGCUAUGGAUGAUGGAGCUAAUGUUACUGGCUACUUUGCUUGGUCAAUUCUAGACAAUUUUGAAUGGCUAUUAGGAUAUACCUCAAGAUUUGGUCUGGUAUAUGUUGAUCACAAUGAUCUCAAGAGAUAUCCCAAACUCUCGGCAUAUUGGUUCAAGCAAAUGCUCGAAAGAAAAAAUUCCUAG
Molecule: messenger RNA, 1527 nt
Organism: Gossypium raimondii (Peruvian cotton)
Lineage: Eukaryota; Viridiplantae; Streptophyta; Magnoliopsida; Malvales; Malvaceae
Product: beta-glucosidase 44-like
Exons: 12
Coding region: 1-1527 (508 amino acids)
Biological process (GO): carbohydrate metabolic process
Molecular function (GO): beta-glucosidase activity
Source: RefSeq, a predicted model, not a curated record